Messenger RNA from Pistacia vera, 2886 nucleotides. RefSeq names its product glutamate receptor 1.2-like. The transcript is spliced from 5 exons. Gene Ontology annotation, cellular component: plasma membrane. Lineage: Eukaryota; Viridiplantae; Streptophyta; Magnoliopsida; Sapindales; Anacardiaceae. The record is from RefSeq and is a predicted model, not a curated record. Gene Ontology annotation, molecular function: glutamate-gated receptor activity. The coding region runs from base 149 to 2803 and encodes 884 amino acids.
AUUCCACAAACUUAUUCACCAAUAUUCAAUGCCUUAUUUCCAGCCUACCUCAAGUAGUCAAACUUUAUUAAUUGUUUUCAAACGCUAUGAAGAAGAUGAUAUGUAAGACCAGAGGUUAAAACACACGCCGUGUGCUUGCUUUGAUUGUAUGCAGACCAAGAAAAAAAACAAAAGUUUGCAGAUGAAGAUUAAGGGGAAGAACCGAACCCUGCUCUCUUCUCUAAUCUUUUUGAGCUUUUUCUGUUCAUUGUUGUUUGCCCAACUCAAUAAAACUGAAAAUGAUACACUUAGGAUUGAUGUUGGAGUAAUCCUGGAUAUGGAAUCAUUGGAGGGGAAGAUAUUCCGAAGUUGCAUUUCCAUGGCAAUUUCUGACUUUUACACUCUACACAGUUACUACAAAACAAGAAUCACUCUCCACACAAGGGAUUCCAAAGGACAACCUCUACUUGCUUUAUCCUCAGCACUUGAUCUUUUGGAAAAUUCUCAAAUAAGAGCCAUCGUUGGUGCACAAACAUCAAUGGAAGCAAACUUUUUGGCUGAGCUAGGAGUUAAAACUAAAGUCCCUCUGAUUUCAUUAUCAUCUACUACCUCUACCUCAUCCUCAAACAGGUAUCCUUACUUUGUUCAAAUUACACAAGAUGAAAUUUCUCAAGUUGCAGCAAUCACUGAUAUUGUUGAAACAUUCAAGUGGAAGAAUAUCAUCAUCAUACAAGAGGACAGUGAUGAUUGGAGAUAUUUCAUCCCACAUUUGUUUGAUUCGUUGCAUGAGAAAAACAUCGAUAUUACUCGUAAGAGCAUACUUACCACCACGGAUGAUGAUGGUAAAAUUGUUGAAGAGCUACAUAAGCUCAAGGCAUUGCAACAAACGGUGUUUAUUGUUCAUAUGUCACCACUUCUUACAUCUCAGAUUUUCAUGAAUGCAAAGGAAUUGGGAAUGAUGAGUGAAGGGUAUGCUUGGAUCAUGACUACAAAUAGUAUGAAUCUUAAUUUUCCUUUAAUGGGAUCACCUGUAAUUGACUCAAUGCAAGGAGUUAUCAGUUUGAGGCCAUAUAUUCCAGCAUCAAAAGAGCUUCAAGAUCUUAUUUCAAGAUGGAGAAAGAAAUUUCUUCUCGAAACUAAUAUGGAACUAAUGGAAUUAAGGGCUUCUUAUAUAUGGGCAUAUGAUGUUGCUUGGAGUCUAGCUAGAGCAGCCGAGAAGGCGAGGACAAAGAUUAGUGCAUCUGAACAUGGUUUAGUACUUUUACGAGAACUUUUACAACCUAAAUUCAAGGGUUUAAGUGGUGAACUUCGAUUCAAUAAUAGGAAACUCGUCUCAAAUGAAUUUGAGGUAGUGAAUGUGAUAGGAAGAGGGGAGAGAAGAGUCGGGUUUUGGACUCGUGAUGGAAAAAUUACAAGGGAAUUGCAUCGAUCCAGUAAUGGACGACAAUUAUCAUCCAUAAAUAAUAAUAAUCUUGAAGACAUUAUUUGGCCUGGAGGAUCCGCUACCAUUCCAAAUAAAAUAAGUGGUAAAAAACUUAGAAUUGGUGUUCUACGAAACUCAAGGUUCCCUGAAUUGGCAAAGAUUGAUCAUGAUAUCGAAACAAAUGCAACAAUCAUUACAGGUUUUUGUAUAGAUGUAUUCAAGACUGCCAUUGAAUCAUUAGAGUAUGAAGUAGAUUAUGUGUUUAUACCAUUUCUGAAUGCUAGUGGACAAAAUAAUGGGACUUAUUUUGACCUUAUAUAUGAAGUCUAUCUUCAGAAGUAUGAUGCUGCUAUUGGAGAUAUAAUGAUCACAGCGAACAGAUCUUUAUAUGUGGAUUUUACAUUACCUUAUACCGAUGUAGGAGUAGGAAUGAUAUCCCUAAAAGACAGUAAAAGCAUGUGGAUUUUCUUGAAGCCAUUAAAUUCUGAUCUUUGGUUAUCAAGUGCUUGCUUUUUCAUCUUAACCGGGGUUGUCAUUUGGCUGAUUGAACGUCCUGUUAACAAUGAGUUUCAAGGUCCUAUAUCUCAGCAAAUUGGAAUGAUAUUUUGGUUCUCCUUCUCAACCCUAUUUUUUGCUCAUAGAGAAAAAUUGGUAAGCAAUUUGUCGAGAUUCGUGGUGAUCGUUUGGUUGUUGGUGGUGCUUAUAUUGACUUCUAGUUACACUGCAACUUUAACUUCGAUGAUUACACUUGAACAUAUACAUUUUAACUCAAGGGAGAACUACUUAGGAGACAAUGCAGGUUCCUUUAGUGGCGGCCCUAUUACCAAAAUGAAUUUCAGAAACACUCAUCUUAAGCCAUAUAGUUCACCUGAAGAGUAUGCUGAUGCUUUGUCAAAAGGAAACAAAAAGGGAGGUAUCUCUAUUAUCAUCGAUGAGAUACCAUACAUCAAAAUCUUCCUUGCAAGAUAUUCUGCACACUUCUCCAGGAUUGGAUCCAUGCCUAUAUCUAGCUUCAACGAUGUUGGCAUGUCUAGCACUAAUGGCUUUGGCUUUGCUUUCCGUAAAGGUUCUCCAUUGGUCCAUGAUAUGUCAAGGGCAAUUGCAAAAUUAAGAGAAAUGGGAACGCUUAAUAUGAUGGAAAAUGCAUGGUUUAGAAGUCAUGAAUCAAUGCAUACAUUUGGAGACACUUCAAACAAUGUGAAUUCUCUCACCUUUGAUAGCUUUCGUGGUCUAUUUCUCAUCACUGGUGUCUCUUCAGCUUUAGCUCUUUCUAUACUUUAUGGUUAUGUGCUUUAUAAUUAUUGGAAAGCUAUCAAUAUUUAUAACUUCAUUGUCCUUAUUCAAGGACAAUUCACGGCUGUAAAACAAUUCCUCUCCACUAAAUUUUUUAGCAGAACUUGAGCUUGUAGAUAUUAACAUGAUUUUGUCUAUUUCUCUACCAAUCAACAAUCUUAUGUACUUUUUUUUUUUCUCAAAUUCCUUUG